AUGGGUAAACGGAACGCAGCAGCCGCCAUUGUGGACGCAGAUCGUUUGCCACAGUUUGAAACACCACCGAAGCGUGCGAAACAUGCCACGGCAGCGACGGUGGCACCAGUUACGCAGCAAGCGGCCGUUCCUGUCGCAGCACCACCGGUCACUCCGGCACCAUACUCUCCGAACCUCAGUGCGAGUGAGUUUACGCUCAGUAAAGAGUUUGUCGACGGUACGCUGUUGAUGGAUUUGACGCUUAAGCAAUGGCGCAUCGGCAAACCGAUCGGCAAGGGUAGUUUCGGUGAAAUAUUUCUCGCCUCGGAUAACAUCGAACAGCCGGUCACGAGCGAGAACGCGGAGUAUGUGGUCAAGAUUGAGCCCCACUCGAACGGGCCACUGUUUGUCGAAAUUCAUUGUCUGCUGAACACGGCCAAACGCUCCGAGUCCUGUCAAAUCCCGCCCGGAAUGCCAGAGUACAUUGCCUCCGGUUCACACCUGUUCAAGAACCAACGGUACCGGUUUCUCAUCUUGAAGCGCUACAGCCGUGAUCUGCACUCAAUCAUCAAGAACAAGCGCGUCGAUCCGAAGAGCAUCCCGGUGAUCGCCUGUCAGAUACUGGACGUGCUGGAGCAUUUACACGAUCAAGGUUACGUGCACUCCGACAUUAAGGCGGAAAACUUAAUGAUUGGCACGGUUGUUAGCGCUAGCAGCAGCAAGGCGACAAAGAACGGUGAUCACUGGCUCCAUGGUUCGGGGUUAGUAGCUGGGAAACUCGGAGCACAAGGUGGCAAACAACUGUUCCACGAUGAAACAGACUUUGCAAAGGUGUCGGGAGAAAGUGGAUUGCAAAAUGGUGGUGGCUCGCUGUAUCACCACGUUCCGCAAGAUCAUCACAUCGAGAUGUGUGGUGGUCGUUCGCGCACGCUUCGUCCACUGAAAACGGUCACGUAUCGCGAUUUGAGCGACGACGAGGAUCGCACUAAUGGCGCUGCCGUACGCAGCUCCGCACGACGUGGCCGAGGUCGUCGUAGGAAGAAUCCGGACGUAUCGUACACCUACUCGAUCUCACCGCGCCGAACGGCGAACGGCUACGAGGAGCUUAAGGCAGCGACAGAAGAGGCUCACUGGAACGAGAUCUCGCAUACCGCGGCACCACCGUUACGACUUUCCUCCCCAACACCGGCUCAUGAUCGAAUCCACCUAAUCGACUUUGGGCUGGCGUCAAAGUUUAUGAACUCGGGAGGUCAGCACCGGCCGUUCUGCAUGGAUCAGCGCCGGGCGCACGAUGGAACGCUCGAGUUCACUUCGCGCGACGCACACAUGGGAGCUCACGUGCGCCGCAGCGACCUCGAGUGCCUCGGGUACAAUCUGGUGUACUGGAGUCGCGGCUUUUUGCCGUGGAAGGACGAAAAAUUGCUCAACCAGCCGGAGCAAGUGCACCGCAUGAAGGAGUACUUUAUGACGGAUGUGCGUGAAAUGUUGCGUCUCAUCUACGGCGAAGACUGUCCCGCGUAUUUAGGCGAGUUCCUAGCGUAUGUUAAUCAGUUGACGUACGACGCGCGCCCUGACUAUCAGCACUGCCGGGCACUGUUUGUGAAGGAGAUGAAACGGCUUGGCGGACCGGUGCCAACGCGCCACCAGCCGCUCCGGCUGGACUUGGAAGCGAUUGAAUGCGGGAGUGUCUCUCUGACUGCACAGGAUGAAGCCGAAAUUACGAACAAAAUCAAUCACGUCAAAUCGCUCAUGAAGCUGGGCGGUGCCCUGUUUCCGUACCGCGAAAGUACGCCACACAGUAAGGCGACGUCAAAAAAUCUGCGCUCGAAGCGUAGUGACGUCCGAAAUUUGCUGCUGGUCGGUGGAAUGACGUCCGGAGGCGGCGGCGUUGCAACUCCCGGAGCGAAUGGAGCUACCGAGGAAGUGGUGGCUGCGGGGGUUUUGGUGAACGGUGGCACACUUUCGCACACGCAGUCAACACCGAUAGGAACCCGCAAACGGGCGGAGAAAAAGUUUAGCUGUGAAGAAAUCUUCGCCACCGACGCCGAUCAGAUCGCGCGCGAUCGCGUCGAGAAGGAGUUUGAACGGGCGGAGCAGAUGCAAGAGGAAACGGUCCGGCGGUACAAGGGCAAACCGACGUACGCAAUACAGGAGCAGGAGGAGCGCAAACUACGGACCGGCCACAGUGUGGGUGCGUUGGAGUACGCAGAAAGUGAGGACUACAUCAAGGGCUACACGAAGCCGAUGAUGGACAUUCUGCGCAAACGGCAAUCGCAGCUGUUUCAUGAUAUCGAGGAGGAAAGAAGACGAAAGAGAGCGGAAUCGACGGAGGUGGAUCAGAUGAAUGGGCAAGACGAAAAAGAAGAGGAGGAAAGUGACGUGGAGGACGACGUCUCGGAAGAUAACGCCGAGCUGGAUGAAGACGCAGAAGAAGAACAGGAAGGUGACGAAGAGGCGGAAGAGUUGGAAGAACCGGACGAGGAGUGUUACGAGUAUCACUCGUCCAAAGGAUCUUCCCAUCGUAAAGGACACAAAACAGAGGACACCGAUAGUGACUUUAUCAACGAUGGAGGCUGUGAGGAGGAGGGGGCAGAGGAAGAAGAUGAGCAAGAUAGUGAUCAGGAAGAAGGCGAAGAGGACGACGAAGACGACGAGGAAGAGCAGGACAGUGAUUUUAACGAUCAAGAGAGCACGUACGAAAGUGACGAGGAAGAAGUAAUCGAGCCUUCACGUCGCAAGGGAAUGAUAGCCAAGAAUGGCAUGCGGCGUAGCAAGGGUGGUCACAAGCCGAACGGAGGUUCGCGAAAGAGAGUGAUCGAACAACAUCCGGAACCAUCAGUCGCUAUGAUCGACGUUCGAAAGCGAUCGAAACACGCUAACCUGAGAAACCUGCAAUCCAGUCACAACUUCCAUGUCGGAACCGAUGGAACCGAUAGGGCGGAACCGGAAGCCACUAGGUAUGGCACGGGAUGCGGUCGUCGUGAUAAAAGUAAAUCGCGCAAGGUGCAUCGAACUGUGAACGAAGAUCAGCAUCAUAACAACAACAAUAGUAACAAAGUGUACUACGAUGGCGAUGUUGAUGACUCCUCGCACGAUACGGCUCCGGCCAAUCCGAUAGGCGGUGGUGCGAACCGCGAAAUGCAGGCGGAUCGCUCUGGGAAGUAUCAGUACGUGAAACGGCGCAAAUCGGGUCUCCGGGAACGGAUCCGACCGACGGAUCGGGGCAACGAUUACCAGGACAAUCUACAGCGCAAACGGAAGGCUGCGAUGCGGAACAAAAAGCGCCGUGAAUCGGCGGCCCUGUCCGCGGGUGGUCGUAUGGCGGAGGAUGGAUCGCAGCAUCAUCGGGGGGCUGAAGAGGAUGAUUGCCUAGACGAGUCCGGUGUGGACGAUGACACCUCGCGCAGCAGUCACCAUUCGGUGGAGUCUUCAUCGUCAAUGGCAUCAGGCACAAUGUCCUCUUCGUCCACGUCAUCGUCGUUUUCGUCUUCCUCGGUCUCCCGCCGACGCGCCCGUCGGACGGCCAACGCUUCCCGCGACAGCAGCAGUCACCGUUCUUCCGUGCGGCGAAGAGGCAAAUCCGAAGCGGCAACAUCGCUCAGCAGUAACGGUAGCCGUAAUGGAUGGAGUCGCUCGAACUCGCAGCACAGCAAUCGUUCGACGACGAACUCGUCCUCACGCUCGUCCUCGGUGUCGGCUUCGACGCUUCAGCAGCAACAGAAUCAGGACGACCAUCAUCAUCAUUACUGCUACGGUGGUCGGGAGACGGAUCACCAUCAUCAGCCUGUCAGAAAACGGCUUGCUACCUUGCCGGAGGAUGACUUCUUGGGUGACGAAGACGACGAUACACGCGAUGUCGAUUAUUCGCCGAUUUGCACACGCGGCAAGCGCAAAACGAAAGGUGCCACACAAAACGGUGGCCCUGAGCAUAAGUCAACGAUAUCCAACGUUCGCCGACGGAAUGAAUCGAAAGGUGGUGGGCACGGUAAAGGGGCCGCCGACGCAUCCUCGACAUCUUCCGUUUCCUCUUCGUCUUCUUCAGCCACCCAUCGGCAGGCUUGCGAGUCACGCCAGGAUGUGCCACCGACGGUGCAGCAGCCUCACCGAGGUCGUCGCUAUCAGCAUCAUCAAGCGCAGCCACACUACUACUCCCACACGCAGGACGAACAGCCUCAGCGCCACUCGACGAUGUUGGUCCGCACGUACAGCCGUGGGUAGUAGUAGCGUGUGACGGCGCCGGGUACUCUGGUGUCGUUGAAGGUGUAGGUAAACGCGAAAAGUGUAACACAAGAAGAGUGUAAAUAUUUAAAGUGGUCUAGAAAUUCGCCUUCCAUGCCGAAGGCGAAGACACUUGCUUUGUGUUCGUUUAGUGGGAAAGCGGGGCCCCAAGGGUCUCUUCCUAGGUUGGUGUUGUGUGAACGGAAAAGAAACGCUGAAGGAGCAAUCGGAAAUAAUCAUUGUGGAAGAAGUAAAACUGCAGUCCGAAAUGAUUGCGUAUGAAUAAGAAAACCUUAUCCUCUACACUAUUACUAUCAACCCAUACCGCGCAGUUAUUAGAAUGGUUGGUUCCGCAGAUGAAGCGCCUGUUGCCGCGCACUACUAUUACAGAUGGUAAGCAAAACGGAAAAUCUCAAUCUAUUUGAACAGCCAAACAAAACUUUGGUACAUUCGAGAGCAUGGCGCAGGGCAAAUAUUGUUCUGGUGAAAGCGAAAAUAUUAAUUAGGAUUGGGACAUUAUAACAAAGGCGUCCAGUGAUGAAUGAUAUUGCAUGAAUGAAUGUACUUCUCAUGAGUUUUGGGUUGGGAAAAGGAUUGAAAGGGGAAAUCUCCAAAAAAAACACUGAAUAAUGCAGCUUAUAAAACUAGUUAUUAAUUACACAUUGGCCGAAGGCGCGGGCUGAGUGGCUGAAAGGGCCUUUGAAUGUUAGCAGAAGCGCAGAACGUGCAAGGAUCGG
Molecule: messenger RNA, 4934 nt
Organism: Anopheles bellator
Lineage: Eukaryota; Metazoa; Arthropoda; Insecta; Diptera; Culicidae
Gene: bsd
Exons: 5
Coding region: 1-4197 (1398 amino acids)
Biological process (GO): peptidyl-serine phosphorylation; endocytosis; signal transduction
Cellular component (GO): cytoplasm; nucleus
Molecular function (GO): protein serine/threonine kinase activity; ATP binding
Source: RefSeq, a predicted model, not a curated record